UGGCAUUGCGCUGAUAAAGCUCUCUGCAAUGUAUAAACAAUAUUUUUGAAUGCAAAUAUUUCUUAAAUUAAGUAAUUUAAGACAUGUUGGUGUGACUGAAAUGCCAAAAAACUUCUGCUUUUUGGUGAACAAUCAUUUUAUUUCUAACUUUUUUGCUUUUUGACGUGUUACUGGCUGACAUCAAAGUCUCUAAACUUGUGAUGUCAACUCAGAAGUUUCCUACAUAACAACCAUGUUUAGACCCAAGAAUUGGUCUUUCAUUCAGAUGGGACCAAACCUCACCGUAAGGGUCUUCAGACAUGACGCCCAGAGUCCUCUCCCCUUGUCACGGCUGCUGUCAUCCCCUCAUGAAGGAUGUUUCACAGCGCAGUGACAGGACCAAAGCUUGACCUGAUCGAGAGCCCUGACCGCAGAGCAGAGAUCCGCAGGCACGUUAAGAUGGUCAUGGAGCAGCUGGAGGAAGUUCUCGCAGAGCUCAAGGACGUGGCGAAAGAGCUCCGAGAGGUUGUGGCUCAGAUUGACAAAUUAACAUCAGAUAUUCACCUUGACCCUGAAGACGACCUGACGUUUACAUGCUGCAGUGAGGAUCACAUGAGAUUACCCGAUGACCUCUUUCAAGCUGGGAUGUUUUCCAGCAUCCGUGACCUCUCGAAGCAUAUUCCUCCGCUAGACCCGGCCGCAGCUAGAAAACAAAACGUGUAUCAUAAGAGUUGUGGAGAUUUACCAGGCCUGAAUGGACCAUUAAAGCCUCAAGAUAACCUAAAAGCCUCCUGGCUCUAUGGAUCUGGAGGUAGGAUCCGCUACUAUGACAAAACGCUUUAUCAUGCUCUGUGCUGCGAUGAUGAUGAUGAUGAUGAAGAUAGAGGUGGCAUGAGAUCCUCCAGACUCUCUUCCACCGAUUCAGUGUUUUCAUCUUCACCACGGCUUCUGACGCCCACAUCCGUUCGUAAGGCUCAUCGUAGUUGCAGUACGCAAACCGUUUCUGAUAAAAGCACACAAACUCACUUUCCAUACAUGCCAAGCAAAGACCUUGACUAUAGGAACUAAAUCUCUGAUUCUGCUAUUUGUUGAAAAUGAUUUUGUGCAUCUUUAUUCCUGACUAAUAAUGAUAUUGAUUUAUUGUUUUCUUUAUUCUCAUGGGGUUUGCAAGAACAACUUAACAGCAUUUUGAUUCAUUAUAUGAAUGACUGAAUAAUCAUGCAUUUCCACAGAUCAUUAACACUUUAUCAAAGCCCCCUAAAGAGUGAGAAUUGGUUUUGGUCACACCCACAGUGCGCAGUAAACAGACGCGGUUAAAUCGAGCGGGUGGUACGCUUUCAUGGAAUAUAAAUAAUAGGCUUUAUAUUAAGCUGUUAUUUCUGAAAACCCUGCUGCAUUAUUAAUAAAAUGAUGGAGCAAACUUUUGGCAGCCAUUUCAUGAAUCAUUUUCUUCUCUUCAGGACAUUAAUUAGGGAAUCUGUUCCUGUGUUUUGCUUUAAACAGUACAUAAAUUUACAACAGUAACCUACAGUACAUUGUAAUUGUGGUUAUAGCAAAAAAAAAAACGAAAAUGAUUUUAACAAAUUGAUAAAAAUGUGACUUUUGAUAGUUUGCAUACUUAGGAUUAAGGAUUUGAUCAAACAAAUUUCUAAGCAUUAAACUUAUCCAGCAUCAUUUUUUCCACAGACACAGAUCUGACGUACAAUGUUCACAUGGCAGAUGAUAAAAUAUCCAGUAGUCAUACUGGAAAAACAGCUAAAAUGAGCUUAAGCUGGUUGGCUGGUUUUAGCU
Messenger RNA from Paramisgurnus dabryanus, 1770 nucleotides. Its product is annotated as inhibitory synaptic factor 1. Gene Ontology annotation, cellular component: postsynaptic density. Gene Ontology annotation, biological process: inhibitory postsynaptic potential. The record is from RefSeq and is a predicted model, not a curated record. Lineage: Eukaryota; Metazoa; Chordata; Actinopteri; Cypriniformes; Cobitidae.